Molecule: messenger RNA, 2003 nt
Organism: Syngnathus acus (greater pipefish)
Lineage: Eukaryota; Metazoa; Chordata; Actinopteri; Syngnathiformes; Syngnathidae
Gene: zbtb35
Product: zinc finger protein 131
Exons: 9
Coding region: 158-1855 (565 amino acids)
Biological process (GO): regulation of transcription by RNA polymerase II
Cellular component (GO): nucleus
Molecular function (GO): protein binding; RNA polymerase II cis-regulatory region sequence-specific DNA binding; DNA-binding transcription factor activity, RNA polymerase II-specific
Source: RefSeq, a predicted model, not a curated record
CAAAGGAUUCUGGGCAUCUGAGGCCUUUGCGUCCAACGACCGCCCUUUUCGGAGCAAGCUAGUCAAGCACCACCAACGCUCUAUACGUCGAAGGAAUGCUCACCGACAAAGAACUCUCCAAAGAGUCAUAAACGACCUCGAGGAAAAGCCCUGAAUAAUGGCAGCUGAAGUCAUAGAAGGCAGUGAGUUCCCCGCUCACUAUAAAGUCAUGAUGGACAAAUUGAAUGAACAGCGACAGUUGAACCAGUUCACAGAUAUCACUUUGAUUGUAGACGGACACCAGUUCCGAGCACAUAAGGCAGUGUUAGCAGCAUGCAGUCAGUUUUUUCACAAUUUUUUCCAAGAUUUUACCCAAGAACCCCUGGUGGAGAUUGAAGGAGUGAGUAACAUGGCUUUCCGGCACCUGAUGGAGUUCACGUACACAGCCACGUUAGCUGUUGCGGGUAAAGAGGAAGCCUUUGAUGUGUGGAAGGCUGCUGAAUACCUCCAGAUGCAGGAAGCCAUCAAGGCACUCACCAACAAGAUAAAUGACUCGACUUCAGCGAUGCCAAAAAGCAACAAUAAAAAGAGGAAGAUUGCUGAGACGUCUUGUGUCAUCACAGAAGCCCUACCCACGGUGGAAGGGGAACCGGUGGAGAUACAGAUGAUAGGGGACACUGCGAUAGAGGUGGAGGAGUCCGGGCUGGAGGAGGUGGUGGAGGAUGUCACAAAGAACGUCCAAUCAAAUGACUCCGCCUUGGCUCUGCUGGCUGACAUCACCAGCAAGUAUCAGCAGGGGCAACCUUCACUUGGGGUCAUCAAGAAGGGAGCCAUAGAGGAGGAAGUCCUGUAUCAGGAAGAAACGGUGACUGCUUCCAAGGUGCUGGAGAAUGUGGCGGUGGUGGAGGUCCAGAUUUCUCAAGAAGACAACACAUUCUGCUGUAGCAAGUGCGACCAAACCUUCAAGAUGUACUUCCAACUCAAGCAGCACAUGAAAAUGCAGCACAGUCUGGUGAAGAAGCCACAUGUGUGCAGCCACUGCGGCAAAGCGUACACGCGGGAGGGAGCCUUGAAUCAGCACUUGAACUCCUUCCAUUUCGAUGCAGAAGAACAGAACCAAAACCAGAAAGCCCCAAAGAGAGUUCACGUUUGCGAGUACUGUGAGAAGCAAUUCGACCAUUUCGGUCAUUUUAAGGAGCACUUGCGAAAGCAUACUGGUGAAAAACCAUACGAAUGUCCUGACUGUCAUGAGCGAUUUGCCAGGAACAGCACACUGAAGUGCCAUAUGGCGGCCUGUCAGAAUGGGAAUGGAGCCAAGAAAGGACGCAAGAAACUCUAUGAAUGCCAGGUAUGCAGCAGUGUCUUCAACAGCUGGGACCAGUUCAAAGACCAUCUCGUGAGCCACACAGGAGACAAGCCCAACCACUGCACCAUGUGCGACUUGUGGUUCACUGACCCCCAGGAACUAAAGGUGCACCUGAAAGACAUUCACUCCAUAGAGGAUGACAAGUCAAUCGAAGAACUGGCCGUCAGUGACGCCGCAGCAACUGCGGCGCUCACCAUCACCACGCAAACCAUCGAGGCCACGGAAACAGUGCUGCUGGAAGACGGCAUCCAGGUGCAGAACAUCACAGUGAACCCAAUCGAGGUGAUGGAAAUGGAGGAGUCGGCCACGGUCGUGGUGGAGGACGGAGGCGUGGCCGAGAUGUGCGAGGAGGAUGUGGAGAGACUGAAGCAGGCCGGCGUGCAGUUCCAGAUGGUGCGCAUGUCCUCCGGCGACAUGAACGAGGAGCAGGUGGCCCACCCUCAGGUGGAAGUGGAGUUGGAGGAAGAGAUGGUGAACAUGGAGGAAACGAUACAAACGGUGAUCGUAUGAAAAUACGGGCCAAAAACUGCAUGGAUAUUGAACACAAAGUUCCUGUGUUUUGUCAUCAUGUUCUAACUUCCCGAACUCUGACACAUGGACAAAGAUAUACAUUUGCAAUCGUGUAUUUAUUGAAAAGUUGACAUUCUAUCUAUGGCAA